GGAUAUCAUUGGCUGCGCCCAGAAGCUAUGGAUUAUAUAGUUACAUUGAGAUUCAUAGUUACAUUGGCGUGAGAUGGAAUGAGGGGUAAAGCACCGGAGUAUGUUGCUUUAUAACCAAAGCGAUGUUCUAAAAACUCAACUAAAUACUAUUCCCUCUUCUUAACAUUAAUUCUUCUUCAAAAUGCGACUUUUUAGGUUUCUUGUCCUUUUAGCCGGACUAAUAUCUCGAACUGUGUCCUCGGAAUCCUCAAAAUGUCCCAAUAUCUCUCCAGGUCCAGCGUCUUCUUUUCAACUCAUAGAACUCCUCCCCCUAUUCCCUCCCACAGAUCCCAUUGCCAUAGAAACUAUUCGUAACACAUGAUCUCUAUACGCAUUUGCGGUCGACGGACGCAAUGUAAGACAAAGAUUAAAACCCCCAAUUUCCGUAAAACUUCUCAAAAUCUACUCCAAAAUGCCAGAAAUCUGAAUCCUAACACCUUGUUUCUCAAUCCAGUGGCAAGCAUUCUCCCGGGUCUUCGCCUCAGAUGCCCGAGCAAAUUACUCAGAACCCUGUUCUCUACGGAUUGCAAAACAUCACCAAUGCCAUUUCAGGCAAAACCGAAGAAUUUUCGUGGACACAUCAUAGAUAUGGUACCCAGUAUAUAGCGAUAUGUCCGCCUACCUCAGCUAUCUCUGUGACUUAUCUUAAAGCUAGUCAUUUUUUCUUGCUGGACACGGUGCCGGUUGUGGAAGAUGGUAGCCAUACCCUUCUUGCGACGGGGAGGUAUGAAGAUACGUGGGGGAAAGAGAACGGGACUUGGAAGAUUAUGAAUCGGAAUCUUGUUUAUAUUGGACCUUUGAUCUUGAGUACUGCGUAGGAUUUAAUUGUUGGGGUGUCGAACUAUGCUCGAAGUUUGUCUUUUGAAAUAUUGGAAAUCAAAAUUCCCAGGCUUUCGGUAGCA
This is a messenger RNA of Botrytis cinerea B05.10, 941 nucleotides long. RefSeq lists its product as hypothetical. The coding region runs from base 525 to 857 and encodes 110 amino acids. NCBI's taxonomy places the organism in Eukaryota, Fungi, Ascomycota, Leotiomycetes, Helotiales, Sclerotiniaceae. The record is from RefSeq and is a predicted model, not a curated record. The transcript is spliced from 2 exons.